Drosophila elegans is the source of this 1870-nucleotide messenger RNA. It is a transcript of the gene NtR, whose product is annotated as neuronal acetylcholine receptor subunit alpha-4. The coding region runs from base 52 to 1794 and encodes 580 amino acids. Gene Ontology annotation, molecular function: extracellular ligand-gated monoatomic ion channel activity. Lineage: Eukaryota; Metazoa; Arthropoda; Insecta; Diptera; Drosophilidae. Gene Ontology annotation, cellular component: membrane. Gene Ontology annotation, biological process: monoatomic ion transport. The transcript has 8 exons. The record is from RefSeq and is a predicted model, not a curated record.
UCCGCGCUUUAGUCGUAUUUGAACGUAGCUAAGAGGAACACAGAAGAUACGAUGAACAACCUUAUCAAGUGGUGCUGCUUUCUGUGCCUGGCACUGAUUCACCGGGCGGAAUCAGCAGGGUCGCAGACUAGAUUUAACGUGAGCUUCUCCCAGUUGGAGUCCUGCGAGACUUACAUGGUUCCAAUAGGAUACGGAUACCGGAACUUCUUCAUGGUCCACACCCUGAGUAACAACAACAUAAAGGCCGGUCAGCGGUUACACUUGAAGUUUUACGUUAUGACCUCCAUGGAUGCCCACAUCCUGCUCUCGGUUACGAAUCGUCUGCGGCCAAAUGAUCGCGUUUACGAGAUUGUGAUAGGCGCCGGCGGAAAUACGUUUUCCGCUAUCCGUACCGCCAUGGGAUUGCGGCGUGUGGCCACGAAUCACGAUCGUAACUUGGUAUCUCUGUACGAGCCAACGCCAAUUGAGAUUGUCCAGACCCAGAAUGGCGAGCUGUUUGUUUACAUACCCGGCUUCAAGGAGGAGCCCCUGCUGCAGUUCAUCGAUGAAUCGCCGCUGACCAUCAACUAUAUCAGUUUCAGCUCCUUUGGCACCAACACAGCGCGGUGGUUCUACGAUUGCGACUUCGAUGGUUAUGGCAAGGAAAUAGAUCCGGAUAAGCCUAAGCCAACGGUGGCUCAAAAACUGCUGAACCAAAUCAAUUUCCAGGCGGAGAAUGCCAGCCUGCCUGCAAAUCUCAGCUCCAUACUGUUCCACUUCCAGAUGAAGUCCAUUGCCUACGAACAAACCAAUUCCUUGCUCCGGACCCGCAUGCACAUGAUGAUGCACUGGCAGGACACUCGACUUAGCUGGAAGCCCGCCGAAUUCGAUAAUCUGAAGUCCUUUGAGCAUCCCGACCUGCGGAUAUGGACGCCGACCAUGAACGCACUGAACGGUGCGCUAGACUCUAUGGGUCAGGUCCUCAGAUCCUUCGAGCUGAGGGUGUACGCCAACGGAAACAUCACCCUGUAUGCCCACGACCUGCAGCUGACCAGUUGGUGUGUGGACAGUGCCCGAAACUGGCCGAACGAGCGUGUGACUUGUGACAUCGAGCUGGGCCUGAUUAGUCAGCAGGGGCAGGGGCAGGGGAACGUGGCGCUAAUCUACGAUCAGCAGCAGCAGCCCAUUGCGCCCAAUGAGCACGUGAACACGCCAUCCGGCUGGACAUUCAAAGAGAUGUCCGUGGUGCCGGUGGGCAACGAUUCAGCGAGACGAUAUACCCCCAAAGGCAUGCUCCAAACGGUGGCCGGCGAUGUGGCCAUCGAGGCCACACUGCAGCGGAACAGGAGCUUCUACAUGACCGUCUUCUAUCUGCCGCUGAUUGCCUGCCAGAUGUUCCUGAUAAUGUCGUUUGUGUUGCGUUCUACCCGCAGAAGUGCCCUUAUCCUCAUCACCCUGCUGAUAACUGCCUGGGGUCUUAUGUACAUGACACGCCACGCCUCGCCACACUAUGUGCCGCCCCUAAUGACGGCGUACAAGAUUGUAAUGAUGGCCAGCAGCUAUUGCUACAUUUUGCACAUUUGUAUAAUUUGGCUGGAAUUGUACCCACCCAGGACGAAGGCUCCAGACUGCUUGGUUGCCGUGUUAAACUCGAAUAUCCUGCGAUGUGUUUUAGGGUUGAGAUUUACGGACUCCAGCGACUAUUGUGAAAUUCAAGAGAAGCCCUGGCCCCAACUCGCCAAGAUCCUGAACAACCUGAGUUCCAUUGCGGUCAUCGUCACCUUCGGCAUCAUUAACAUAACAAGUGGAAUUUGAAAAAUAGAAUUUUUCCUUUAUUUUGCCUUUGAGAGAAUAUUAAUGGUUUCUUAAAUAAAUAAGAAGUGUACAGAGA